Molecule: messenger RNA, 617 nt
Organism: Brassica oleracea var. oleracea
Lineage: Eukaryota; Viridiplantae; Streptophyta; Magnoliopsida; Brassicales; Brassicaceae
Product: NADH dehydrogenase [ubiquinone] 1 beta subcomplex subunit 7-like
Exons: 2
Coding region: 73-381 (102 amino acids)
Cellular component (GO): mitochondrion
Source: RefSeq, a predicted model, not a curated record
GUCAAGCAAAUCGGAGUCGCCAAAGAGGAAAAAAAGGAGAGGUUUGGGUAGAGAGGGGAUCGCGAGACGAAAAUGGAGGUUCCAGGUUCAUCGAAGAAGAUGAUCGCAACGCAGGAAGAGAUGGUCGCAGCCAAAGUACCCCUCGGAUACAGAGAUCAGUGCGCUCAUCUCCUGAUCCCGCUCAACAAAUGUCGCCAGGCUGAGUUCUUCCUCCCGUGGAAGUGCGAGGACGAGCGCCACGUGUACGAGAAGUGCGAGAACGAGCUCGUCAUGGAGAGGAUGCUCGCGAUGCAGAAGAUCCGCGAGGAAGAAGCCAAGGCUAAACAGGAUAAGAAACAAGGGAACGGUGUUCCUCUGAUCCCUAAGACCGCUAAUGCUUAGCCCCUCCUCGAUUCGAUUUUCCAGGUUUCCGGGAAUCUCUGGAACUGUGAAGAAGGUGGGGCUCUGCUUUUCAGUAUUUUCUUCUUGUUGGUGAUGAAAAAUUUGUUGCUACAUUCUCAGAUGUUCAAAGAUUAUAUCUCUUUUCGUUUUUUUUCUUCCUCUUGUUUAACUUUGUGAAACUGUUUCACAGAAAAGAAAAAAAUAAGAUGCAAACACUCAUCUUUUUGUUGGUUUUC